This is a messenger RNA of Brassica napus (rape), 714 nucleotides long. RefSeq lists its product as uncharacterized. NCBI's taxonomy places the organism in Eukaryota, Viridiplantae, Streptophyta, Magnoliopsida, Brassicales, Brassicaceae. The coding region runs from base 1 to 714 and encodes 237 amino acids. The record is from RefSeq and is a predicted model, not a curated record. The transcript is spliced from 5 exons.
AUGCAACCACCAAGAAGAGGAGGUUUCCCCCCAAGAGCUACCGCCGGACGAGGUGGACCCAGUUUCGUGAAGAACACAAACCCUUGUGCUCCACCGGGGUUUCCACUGCGAAGCAUUGAGGAACUACUACAAGCACCUGCACGAAGAAACCAGCCAACUCUCCACCCUGAGAAGAAAGAUGGUGCUCUUUGGAUAUCAAUUGACAAUGAGGUCAAGUAUGAUAUAAAGAGGGCUUUUUCCAACGAUUUUGAAGGACCUUGGUUGAAUCUCAGUCUGGUUCCUCCAGAGCAGCAAGACAAGUGGUGGUCUGAUUUUGUGCAAAAGUGUUACUGGGAUUCAGACCACCAUAAUUUGGUGAAGGUUCUUUGGACAAAACAACUAAGGAGAAUGAUCUCAAACAACAUCAGCAAGGGAAAGACAAACAACAAAAAGCCCAACUUUGUCUCUGAUAACAACUGGAAGUUGAUGUGGCGACACUGGAACACUCCUCAGGCACUUCAUGUUAGCACCACAAACUCCAAGAACAGGAAAUCAGAGCGUGAUGGAGAUGGUAUACAUCAACACAUCUCAGGUUCCAAAUCUUAUGCCAAGAUCAAAUAUGAAAUGAUGAUGGAGUUGGGUGAGGAGCCAGCUAUCACUGACCUGAACACCCCAGCACUGAUGAGACUGAUAGCCAAGGCUCCAACUCAGAAGCAUCAAUCACACCAGUUAUGA